AUGACCAACGACACCAAGUCAGAAGCUCAAGGCAGCACGCCGCUCAAGUCGUUCCUCUCGGGCGGCUUUGGCGGCAUGUGCCUCGUCGCUGCCGGCCAUCCGCUCGACUUGAUCAAGGUCAACAUGCAGACGAUGCCCAUGCCAAAAGCUGGCGAGGUGCCCAUGUACUCGAGUGCUGUCGACUGCGCGCGCAAGAUCGUGGCCAAGGACGGGCCGCGCGGGCUCUACCGUGGUAUGGUCGCGCCGCUGGCCACGAUUACGCCAAUUUUUGCCACGUAUUUUUGGGGCUACGACCUCGGGGCGCUGCUUGCGCGCAAGGCCGCGGGGAUAGCGGACGACGAGAAGCUCUCGAUGAACCAGAUCAUCUUUGCCGGCGGCUUCUCUGCGAUUCCUACCACGGUCGUCAUGUCGCCCGGCGAGCGCAUCAAAUGCUUGCUCCAGAUCCAAGCCCAAGCCGUUGCGAGAGGCGAGACGCCGCAGUACAAGGGCAUGCUCGACUGCGCGUCGCAGAUCUACCGCACGGGCGGUCUCUCGAGUCUCAUGCGGGGCUGGGAAGCGACGUUGCUGCGGGACAUUCCGGGCUCGGCUUCAAGCGGCUCCUUACGCCGGCGGGCACACGCACAGACGACCUCAGCGCGCUUCGUAUCUUCUUUGCUGGCGGCAUGGGCGGUGUGA
Molecule: messenger RNA, 675 nt
Organism: Saprolegnia diclina VS20
Lineage: Eukaryota; Oomycota; Saprolegniomycetes; Saprolegniales; Saprolegniaceae
Product: solute carrier family 25, member 46
Exons: 6
Coding region: 1-675 (224 amino acids)
Biological process (GO): carnitine transmembrane transport; mitochondrial transport
Cellular component (GO): mitochondrial envelope
Molecular function (GO): O-acyl-L-carnitine transmembrane transporter activity
Source: RefSeq, a predicted model, not a curated record